Messenger RNA from Tinamus guttatus (white-throated tinamou), 2230 nucleotides. The record is from RefSeq and is a predicted model, not a curated record. Lineage: Eukaryota; Metazoa; Chordata; Aves; Tinamiformes; Tinamidae.
CGCCAUUGUCAAAGGCAGGCAAUUUGCCAGGAAACUGUGACUCCCAGGGAGAGUGUGCAAGGUUAGGGGUAAAGGAUACUAUUGCCAGAGAAACUGUAUUCCGAGUGGAUUUGUGUGGAACAACAACGAUAUCCAGUGACUAGUUAAAUUAGCCACAGAUGUGUUUUCUAUAACACCGUCCAAGAAGAUAUACAGUACUUGGUUCAGCCAUAAUGAUCUUCUGAAGUCAAAUCAGAUCCAAGCAAAAUUGCAUCUGUACUGGGAAAGCUUUUAAGGAAUUGUGUAAUAUGAUUCAGACAAGUAGAUGAAUCAGACUGCUGCAAACUAAACAAGAAGCACAUCGGUAAGAGAUGAGAGUCUUUGUAAACAGAAGUUUAGCCAUGGAAAAGAUAAAGUGCUUUGGCUUUGAUAUGGAUUAUACACUUGCUGUGUAUAAAUCCCCUGAAUACGAAUCUCUUGGAUUUGACCUGACCGUAGAAAGAUUAGUUUCCAUUGGAUACCCUCAUGAACUGCUCAAUUUUGUGUAUGAUCCUGCAUUCCCUACCAGAGGCCUGGUGUUCGAUACCCACUAUGGAAACCUGUUGAAAGUUGAUGCCUAUGGGAACCUUCUAGUGUGCGCACAUGGCUUUAAUUUCCUGAGAGGGCCAGAAACCCGGGAUCAAUAUCCAAAUAAAUUUAUCCAGAGGGAUGACACAGACAGAUUUUACAUUCUGAACACGUUGUUCAAUUUACCAGAGACCUACCUGUUGGCUUGCCUAGUAGACUUCUUUACUAACUGUGACAGGUACACUAGCUGUGAAACAGGGUUCAAAGAUGGAGACCUCUUCAUGUCCUUCAGGAGUAUGUUCCAGGACGUCAGAGAUGCUGUUGACUGGGUUCAUUACAAGGGAUCACUCAAGGAAAAGACCCUCGAGAAUCUGGAAAAGUAUGUGGUGAAAGAUGGGAAGCUGCCUCUGCUGCUCAGCCGCAUGAAUGAAGUUGGCAAGGUGUUCCUGGUCACAAACAGCGACUACAAGUACACAGACAAAAUUAUGACUUACUUGUUUGACUUUCCACAUGGACCAAAGCCUGGGAGUGCCCAUCGGCCAUGGCAGUCCUACUUCGACCUGAUCCUGGUGGAUGCCCGAAAACCCCUUUUCUUUGGGGAAGGCACCGUGUUGCGGCAGGUGGACACGGUGACCGGCAAGCUGAAGAUCGGCACCUACACCGGCCCGCUGCAGCACGGCAUCGUGUACUCGGGAGGCUCCUCGGACACAGUCUGUGACCUGCUGGGGGCCAAAGGCAAAGACAUUCUGUACAUUGGAGACCACAUCUUUGGAGAUAUCCUCAAAUCCAAGAAGCGACAGGGCUGGAGGACCUUUCUGGUGAUCCCCGAGCUGGCCCAGGAGCUGCACGUCUGGACUGACAAAAGCGCCCUUUUUGAAGAGCUGCAGAGUCUGGACAUCUUCUUGGCGGAGCUCUACAAGCAUCUGGACAGUAGCAGCAAUGAACGCCCUGACAUCAGCUCCAUCCAGAGACGCAUUAAGAAAGUGACCCACGACAUGGACAUGUGCUACGGGAUGAUGGGGAGCCUCUUCCGCAGCGGCUCGCGCCAGACCCUGUUUGCCAGCCAGGUGAUGCGCUAUGCAGACCUCUACGCAGCCUCCUUCAUCAACCUCCUCUACUACCCCUUCAGCUACCUCUUCAGAGCCGCCCACGUCCUGAUGCCACACGAGUCCACGGUAGAGCACACGCACGUUGACAUCAACGAGAAGGAGUCACCCAUGGCCACCCGCAACCGCAGCUCUGUGGAUUUUAAGGAUUCUGACUACAAACGGCACCAGCUCACCCGCUCCAUCAGCGAGAUCAAACCGCCCAAUCUCUUCCCUCAGGCACCUCAGGAAAUCACGCAUUGCCAUGAUGAAGAUGAUGAUGAGGAAGAAGAGGAAGAAGAGGAGGAGGAGGAGGAAGAGGAAGAGGAAUAAGAAGGAAAAAGCAAAGCAUCUCUGCAGACAAACCAUGACUCUAGCUGCGAUCAGGAGUGGAUUCCUUUGUUGGGGCCCUUGGGGUGAUGGGUUGGGGGGGUGUGAUUCUUGCAAAGGCACAUUUUGAAAGUGUCCAGAAACUCUUAGCAAAUUAACACUAAUCAGGAGGAGACCCUUGUUUUCAGUUUUGCAGACGGUUCAAAAAGCCAGUGGAUUCUGCCUGGGCGGUGCGUUCAGCUCCAGAUUGUGCGCCUGCGCUGUCAUGC